This is a messenger RNA of Zophobas morio, 1390 nucleotides long. Its product is annotated as alaserpin-like. Gene Ontology annotation, molecular function: serine-type endopeptidase inhibitor activity. The record is from RefSeq and is a predicted model, not a curated record. The transcript is spliced from 4 exons. NCBI's taxonomy places the organism in Eukaryota, Metazoa, Arthropoda, Insecta, Coleoptera, Tenebrionidae. The coding region runs from base 115 to 1278 and encodes 387 amino acids.
ACUGAUAAAUCGGGAAAACCGCGACUUUGCAAUCUUUACGUUCGGUGUUAUCACUUGACCUCAGAGCGACGUUUUGAUAUCCAUUUUCAUAAACACACAGUUAUUUUAACCAAGAUGAAGCUCUUUUACGUUCUCUUUACAACGACUCUAGUUUUAUCCGCCGAAGUAGAUUUUAAAACGUCAAACAAAUUAUUCGCAGCCACUGCCUACAAGAAAAUCGCAAAAAACACGAACAAUAACCUCAUUGUUAGUCCUCUUUCGGUUCAAACCAUCCUAGCUCUCACUCAAACAGGAUGCAAGGGAGAAAGUGCCACGGAAAUCAAAAACGCGCUAAACUUCACAGACGACCCCAGAGUGGUCGAAGCGACCUUCCAAAAUCUUUCCUUCGUGUCAAAAAAGUACACAAUGCGUACCGUUAACAAAGUCUACGUCAAAAAAAACUUCGCUAUUAGCGACGUGUUUCGAAGAAUGUGUCGAGCUUUCGACGCCGACACCCAGAAUUUAGAUUUCAGCGACCAAAACCAGGCUUCUCAAUCCAUCAACUCGUGGGUGGAACAACAAACCAACAACACGAUCAAAAAUUUGGUGACCCCUUCUAGCUUCAAUGAUCGGACUAGAGUGCUUUUGGUUAACGCGUUGUAUUUCAAAGCCGACUGGUCGGAAGCCUUCCCCAUAGCUUACACCAAGAAGCUAAAUUUUCACCUUUCUUCGUCUGAAAACACCACAGUCGACAUGAUGAUCCUGCACGAGAAGCACUUCAACUACUACCAAAGCGACAGCUUGAAGGCGACUUUUUUGAAAUUGCCUUUUAAAGGAGAGGAAGCUUCUAUGGUGAUCGUGGUUCCUGAUGACAUAGACGGGUUACCACUUCUGGAAACUCAGAUGAAGAAAGUACUCAGGCCUAAGAAAUUCGCCAGUACGUUUGUCAACGUGUUGCUGCCGAAGUUUCGCAUCGAAACGAGUCUGGAUUUUAAGAAAGUGUUGAAGAAUAUGGGGGUUAGUUCGAUUUUUGACGAAAAGAGUGCCGAUUUGAGUGGGAUUGCAGGUAAGAAGGGUGAUUUGGUGGUGGAUAAAGUUGCCCAGAAGAGCUACAUUGAUGUGAGUGAGGAAGGGGUUGAAGCUGCCGCUGCUACCUAUGUUUUGAUCGCAGUUCCGAUGAGUGCUCCACCAGAACCACCCAAGAUGUUCAGGGCGGACAGACCUUUCCUAUUCUAUAUCAAAGUCAAAGGGGUGAUUGUGUUUGUAGGAAGAGUGACAAAUCCAUUGAAAUUAAACUAAACCUAAAUAGUACCGAAUUCUGUUACACUUUUUGUUAUGAAUAUCUAGUUAGUAAGUUAUUAUUAUACUUGAAUGUAUGUGUUUGAUGUUUAUUACAUACUUAAAAUAGCAA